Coffea arabica (coffee) is the source of this 3577-nucleotide messenger RNA. Its product is annotated as pumilio homolog 5. Gene Ontology annotation, biological process: post-transcriptional regulation of gene expression. Gene Ontology annotation, cellular component: cytoplasm. Lineage: Eukaryota; Viridiplantae; Streptophyta; Magnoliopsida; Gentianales; Rubiaceae. The record is from RefSeq and is a predicted model, not a curated record. Gene Ontology annotation, molecular function: mRNA binding.
GAGACAGAAUUCUCAGAAGAAGAGUCUCGUCGGAGCUUCCAAUCCCAGUUUCCAAUUUCGCACCACCACCGCUAUUACUAUAGUCCAGGGCCUUUUAUUUUUGGUUUUGUUUUGGAUUCUUUUAGGGUUCUCGGGUAUGUGAUAAUUUGCUUCAGAGAGCAUUUGCCUAUCAUUCUUCUGACGGUAUGGCAACUGAGAGCCCCGUGAGAAUUGUGGAAAGUACUGGAACUGGGAAAUGGGCCUCCUCUAAGGGUGCUGCAUCAUUCAGGUCACCUUUAAAUAAUUUGGUUGCCGAUGAGUUGGGUUUACUUCUUAAGGGGAGUAAAAUUCAUGGAGAUCAUACAAGCAUGGUUCCUAAUCGUAGUGGCAGUGCACCUCCAAGUAUGGAAGGCUCUUAUGCAGCCUUCAGCAAUCUCAUAUAUCCACAGAGGUCUAGCUGGGAUUCAAGUAUGGGUAGUUCAGGCAGGGCCUUUGACUGUUAUCAGACUGGCAGGCAACUAGGUGUUGAUCCAUCCAAUUUUGGAUUUGCUUCCUCCAAUAUUGACUUGAGUGCAAGGUUUCCUCAGUCUACCAUGUCAAGGGAGAGUUGGCACCAGGUACACGACAUUGGCACUCUCAGCAACAGUUGGGGUUUAACACCUUCUGGAAGCAGUGGUGAUGGAUCUUUACUCUUGGCUAGAAGUUCUCUUUCCACUCAUCCUGAGGAGCCUGAAGAUGAUAACUCAACCCAGCAAGCUUCGGAUGAUUGGGCUGAAAAUAGUACUUCUAUUCCUGAACAGAGCAUAUUCUCUCUAUCUGGCCGCCAUAAAAGUUUGGUGGACUUAAUACAGGAAGACUUUCCUCGCACACCUUCACCGGUGUACAAUCAGUCUCGUUCAGGGCAUGUUACAACAGAUGAACCAAUUGAUGAUGAGGUCCAAGCUCUUGAACUGCACAAUCUUUCUCUUGAUAUCUCAAAGUUACCUGAAUUAAAAUCACCUUCAGAUUCUGGUGCUAGACUUGAAAUUUCUCACAAGUUAAAAGCCAUUGAUGAUUCCUGCACUACCUCCUUGCCAAAAACAUCUUAUCUUGACAACCUAGAGAGGUCUCCUUCAACUCAAAAGGAUGACAGAAGUAAGGACCAGUGCUUGGAAGUUGAGGUUAUGAGAGGUCAUCCCUCUACGUCUGAUGAUAGAAACAAACAAGAAAACAAAUUCUACGAGAAGAACAUACUGCAGCAGCAGCUUCCUUUCUCUCAACAAUGCUCUCAUUUCCAAUUUCAGACGUCUCAAGAUCAGGUUACUGGUCAAGCAGUUAAUAAUAUGAGCAAUGUCCAUGGAAAAGUUCCACAAAGCCACUUUAAUUUUUCGUAUGAGGCACAGCCAGUGCUACAAUCUCCUGGGUUCACGCCUCCUCUGUAUGCUACAGCAGCAGCAUACAUGGCUUCAGGAAAUCAAUACUAUUCCAACUUAAGUCCAACUACUUUAUAUGCUCCACAGUACAGUAUGUCUGGAUAUGCAUUAGGUUCUGGUUUUAUUCCCCCCUUUGUGGCUGGAUAUCCAUCACAUACAAGCCUCCCAAUGCAUUUUGAGACCAGUUCUGCUCAAAGCUUUAGUGAUCAAAGUACUGGUGUUUCAACGGGGGAAAGUACUGUACAAGUGGGUGAUUUGCAACAUUAUAACAAGUUUUAUGGUCAUCAGGGGCUAAUGGUGCACCCUCCUUUUCCUGAUCCUUUUCACGUACAGUACUUUCAUCCUCCCUUGGAGGAUGCAUAUACAGCACCUUAUGGUCGUCCAUCCUCGAUGAAUAUGAUAGGGGGUCAAUUUGAUUCUUAUGCUUCACAAAAAAAUCCGAACCUUCCUGCUUAUAUUGGUGAUAGAAAAUUUCAGCCUGCACCAAGCGAAAGCAUAAGCAUUUUAAGUCCAAGAAAAAUAGGGACUCCUGGUACUAAUUACUAUGGAAGUCCAACAGGCCUAAGUUUCAUGCCACCGUUUCCUGGAUCCCCUCUUGGUAGCCCAGUACUGCCUGGAUCUCCGGUGGGAGGGACAAAUCCUUCAGGGAGGAGAAAUGACCUAAGAUAUUCUCAGGCUUCUGUGAGAAACACUGGUGUUUAUGCAGGAUGGCAAGGGCAAAGAGGAUCUGAUGGCUUCAGUGACCCCAAGAAGCAUACUUUUCUCGAAGAACUGAAAUCAGGCAAUGCUCGGAAGAUUGACCUCAUUGACAUUGCUGGGCGGAUUGUUGAAUUCAGUGUUGAUCAACAUGGAAGUCGAUUCAUCCAACAGAAGUUGGAAAAUUGUAGUGCUGAAGAGAAGGCAUCUGUCUUUCAAGAAGUUCUUCCUCGUGCUCCAAAAUUAAUGACAGAUGUUUUUGGUAAUUAUGUCAUUCAGAAGUUCUUUGAACAUGGGGAUCCUGAGCAGAGGAAGGAGCUAGCGCAUGAGCUAUCUGGGCAGAUGCUAACUUUGAGUUUGCAAAUGUAUGGAUGCCGUGUUAUUCAGAAGGCUCUCGAGGUAAUUGAACUUGACCAGAAAAUUGAACUUGUACAUGAACUGGAUGGGCAUGUAAUGAGAUGUGUACGAGAUCAAAAUGGCAAUCAUGUGAUACAGAAAUGCAUCGAAUGUGUUCCUGCAGAAAAGAUUGGUUUCGUUAUCUGUGCUUUUCAGGGCCAGGUUGCUACAUUGUCCACCCAUCCAUAUGGUUGCCGUGUUAUUCAGAGAGUAUUAGAGCACUGCUCAGACGACUCACAAACUCAGUGCAUUGUGGAUGAGAUCCUGGAAUCAGCUUAUGUUCUAGCUCAGGAUCAAUAUGGAAAUUAUGUCACCCAGCAUGUCCUGGAGAGGGGGAAACAACAUGAAAGAACUCAAAUUAUCAGCAAAUUGACUGGGAAAAUCAUAGUAAUGAGCCAACAUAAAUAUGCAUCAAAUGUUGUUGAGAAGUGUUUGGAGUAUGGUGAUGCUGCUGAAAGGGAGAGCUUGAUUGAGGAGAUUCUUGCUCAGCCAGAUGACAAUGACAAUUUAUUGACAAUGAUGAAGGACCAGUUUGCGAACUAUGUAGUUCAGAAGAUUCUGGAAAUAAGCAACGAUAGACAGCGGGAAAUAUUACUUAAUCGAAUCAGGAUACACCUGCAUGCUCUGAAGAAAUAUACAUAUGGGAAGCACAUUGUUGCUCGAUUCGAACAAUUAUCUGGUGAAGAGUGUGGGAGCUCUGAAGCUUAAUGGAUUGGGAGUAAGGAUUACGAGAACAGCUAUUUAUUUCUGACCAGCGGAAGCAUUUUGUUGCUGGUGGAGGGGACCCGAGCCUCCUUUGUUGGAGGGGAUAACAUCUCAAACAAUUGGUGUACUCUUUAGUAGCGUUGAUAUAUAUAUAUGUAUAACUGCAUGCCAUGCAUUUACUAGUAAUUGUAAUCACCAGCUUGAUGCUGCUACUAGUGGUAGCAGUGGCAGUACUAGUAAUUUUUUAUUUGGGGGCUCAAAAAAGUAGUAGUACUUGAAAACAGUACAUAUCUGUAUCCUGCGGCUCCGUCUGUAAGUUGUUCAACUAUACAAGUGUAUGCUGAUGUAUAGUGGUAAAUUAAAUGGGGGUAUUUGUUUCACUAGUAACA